AUGCAGAUCGACGAGGACCGAUUGGAGAAAAACGACAACCUCUACGACAACGCGUUCAACCUGCUGGCGGUGACACAGAAGCUGCUGAAUACGAUCAUCACCUCCACGAAACAGAUGCCCAAGUACGUGCACGACACCAUCACGCAGAUGGCCAUCGGGAUGGGAUCGGACGACCGUAAGCUGAUCCUCGUGGCCAAGGUGCUUCAGAACAUCGCCCACCAGCACGUCCCUUCCAAAGACGAGCCAUACCUGAAAGUGACGAGGGAGUUCACCAAGGAGAGCAUCGAGGUGGUCAAGACCUGGGCCACGCAGCUUCUGGAGGUGGAUCCGCGGGUGGAUCGCUACAUGCGGCGGCAGCAGAAGCGUUCGCGCGGCGCCGACAUGCACAAGAUGAGGAAGAAGCGCCUGCGUCCCUAUCUCCUCAAGAUCUGUGCCUUCAUGCUCUCCAACGAGGACCAAAUUCGCGCCUACUUCGAACAUCGCGCUCGGUUCGCCCGUGAUCCAAUGAAGAUAAGCCAGGUCUACGGCCGGUUCGCGAACCUGAUCGACGAGCUCAAAGGAGCAGCGGCGAGCAAGACGAGGAAGCGGAAGGCGCGCAGGUGGAGCGCUCUCCGCAACCUCUUCGUGGCCAGGAUGUGCACCACGCCGCCGGUCGAACAGCUCAAGGACAGUGAAGAGGCAGAAGCUGCAGAGGAGACCAAGUGUAAGAUUGGACACGACGUGGCGCGAGUGCGCAGCGCGCAGCAACAACAGCAACAGCAGGAACAAAAGCAACAACAGACCCUGCGUGCGCUGGUCAACCACCGCGAUGACGUCGAAUCCGGCGAUUCGACGGAGGAGGAGGGCUACAACAACGGCAACAGCAGCAAGCCUAAGGAGGUGAAUCGAGACGACAGCGGCAGCUCAUCAUCCGAAGCACUGGAUGGUAGAGGGCGGCAGAGUACGACCAAGAAGAAGAGCAAGCGCCAGCCUUAUGUCAUCGUCUUACCCACACGGACCAACAUCAAAAAAUGUUGA
Molecule: messenger RNA, 1017 nt
Organism: Acanthamoeba castellanii str. Neff
Lineage: Eukaryota; Discosea; Longamoebia; Acanthamoebidae
Exons: 4
Coding region: 1-1017 (338 amino acids)
Biological process (GO): regulation of GTPase activity
Source: RefSeq, a predicted model, not a curated record